Molecule: messenger RNA, 786 nt
Organism: Colletotrichum scovillei
Lineage: Eukaryota; Fungi; Ascomycota; Sordariomycetes; Glomerellales; Glomerellaceae
Product: NADP(+)-dependent dehydrogenase
Exons: 3
Coding region: 1-786 (261 amino acids)
Cellular component (GO): cytosol
Molecular function (GO): oxidoreductase activity
Source: RefSeq, a predicted model, not a curated record
AUGUCUUACACCAAGGUUAACCACGGCGCCAGCUACCCGGCCAUCUCUACAUCCAAUCCCGCCAACUCCGCUGCGGGUAAAGUCGUACUCAUCACCGGAGCUGGGUCAGGCAUCGGACAGGCGGCAGCCACCUCUUUUGCCACCGCCGAUGCCAAGGCUCUGAUUCUCAUCGGCCGCCGCACGAAACCCCUGACGAAGACAGCAGCAAUCAUCUCUCAAAAGGGCCCAGGCGUGCAAGUUCGCCUUUACGAAGCCGACAUCAGCGAUGCCAAUGCCUUAAAGCCUGUCAUGGCUGAGACUGUGUCUACCUUUGGACAAAUUGACAUCGUCAUUCACGCCGCUGGCGUGCUCCCAGCUCUUGGCCCAAUCUCGACAAUGCCUGUCGAAGAAUUUUGGAAAGUGCUGGAAGUCAACAUCAAGGGCACUUUGAACGUCGCGCAGUCUCUAUUGGCAACUGAUACCUCGGAAAAGAGGGCCGGUUCGAAACCUGUUCUGGUCACUCUCAACACCGCGGGCAUGCUCAUGCCUCCUAUCCCUGGAAUGGGUGGUUACGUCGUCAGCAAGGCGGUUCUGCCGAAGCUGACGGAGUAUCUGGCUGCCGAAAAUCCCGACAAAUUAAGAACUGUGACUGCGGGGUUGAAGUUCCCUUACGAUGAUGGCAUCUUCCUGAAUGGCAAGUUUGUGUUCGCGAACUGGGAUGUGGAGGAGCUCAAGGCUCGUAAGACCGAGAUUAAAAAUGGAACGGAGCUGAGCUUGGUGCUCAGUGGACUUUCAGGGGACAGAUGA